UCCUGGAUUCACACGCUCUAAAUUUAGCUGCCUUAAAGUCAGACAGGACAGCACGGGAGACUUAAAACUCCUGAAACACAGAGACUCAACUUUUUGAUAUAAAUGAAGCAUUUCCCGUGCUCUGAAGCUCUCUUUUUGCCUCAGGGAAAUUAAAGAUUGUUGAGCUGUUGGACCAAUGGGAAAAUCAAAGUGUGGAUUCACAUGGAAAAUGAAAUUCAUUGGGAAUCAAGAGGCAGACCUGUAAUCUCAGACAACACCGAUAUUUCUCUGCAGGCUUGACCGAGGCUCCCGCAGAGAUGAGACUCUACUUUUCUUUGUUAGUUGUCUUCAGUCUUUUUGUGUCUCAGUGCCAUGCCGGCUGUUCUGAGGUGGAUUCUCUGACUGAGGCUGUGGCGGGAGAAGGAUUCCUGCUGGGCUGCAUCUCCUGUAAGAGACGAGAGGAGGUCCCUGCACGAGCCACCGUAGACUGGCAUUUCAAGCCUCUGGGAGAGGAGGAGUUCAGGCAUAUUUUCCACUAUGACUAUCCUGUGGCUGACAUCCUCCAUGAAGACUUCAGCCACCGCCUGGUAUGGCGCGGGACGCUAAAUGAUGACAUUCAGAUGGGAACCGUGUAUGUUAAUAAUGUCACCUUCAAUGACACUGGGACGUAUCGCUGCACCUUCCACCGUACCCUCUUCCUGCCGCUGUCUCCUGGGCUUGUCACUGUGGAGAAGGAGGUGGAGCUUAGUGUGGUGACUGUAGCCAAUCGAGAGCUGACUGAUGUGAUCUCGGAGAUAAUGAUGUACGUGCUGGUCACGUUCCUGCAGCUGUGGCUCAUUGCGGUUCUGAUCUACUGUUACAAGAAAAUCUGGGAUGAGCACGAAGCACGUCAAGCUAAAAAGGCUCAGGCUGGACAGGGAGAAUCUAAAGAUAACUGUGACGGGGUGCAGCUAGACUAACAUCAGCGAUUGGAUUGGAGCUCAGGCAGAAGAUCAGAGCAUUUUUUUCUUUGAGAUGGACCUGCUCAUUUACACCUUCGUGUUUCUUUUUCUUUUGUGGACUCUGCCAGAGCGGCUUUGCAUGAUUACAAUUCAAAAUAAUCCUUAUUUAUCUCAUGCUGGACCUCGAUGAAGCCUCUCAGAUUGUCCUCUAUGUUAAACAAGCUGUUUAUUUCCCUUUUAAGGCAUUUUUCUUCUGAUUGGCUGCCCCUCAUAUGCAACAGAUUUGAAAAUGUGGGUGUACCUGAGAUGACCUUAUUAGGGAUAUCCCCUCUCUCUUGUGUCAUACAAACCCAAGAGUAGAUAAAUCUGAGUGUGGGCAGUCUGAUGCCUGUGCUGUAAUUUGUAAUGCAAACAUCUUCCACUGUAACAUCGCAUAAAUGACAGGGGGAAAGGAAAACCUCCACUUUGAGUGGAGAGCUUUAAAGGUGUGAGUAACACCUUUAAAUUACUAAUGUUUAUUAUCUCAUAAGUCAUAUUUACAAAGCAUCUAUUAGUCCCUCAUCCUGCAUUACUUUAAAAACACUAAGCCUUCAAUGAAGAGUUUACGGUCAGCAAUCUCCGAACAAUGAAAGUGUUCGAUUAAAUUACUGCUUAUUUGCCACAGGUGAGCUGUACUCAAGUUACCUACUAUACUUAUUAGAGACUUACAAGUUAGCAGUGACUCGAGAAUAUUCCUUCUCCAUCAAUAAUUCCAGAUAAAUGUGGUCUGUUCUCCCUGUGUGCAUUCUUACACCCCGGCCUAGCAGAAGCUGGAGCAAUACACAAGAAGAGCCAAAAAAAAGAAAAAGCUCACACUCCCUGCUCCAGUAGGACAACACGGCCUCGGUUUUACAAUGACUAGCGGUUUUAUUAAACUCAAAAGGUAGCGAGCGUCAGGGUGGGCAUUAAACAGAACUGACUUAAUGAGAAAACCCAAAAGAAAAUACAGGCCUCCCACCUGUCUCCCUAACAGGAGAAACGUUUCUCAAAGAAAACGGCUUCCCUCCCCUACAGCUACCAGGUCAACAAUAGAGAUCUUUUUACACUAUCUACAAUAUCUGCAGCCUAGCUCUUCUUAUCUAAGAAAACUCAAUCACACCACACACGGGGCUAACACACAGCUUGUUGGAAACAGGAAGUAGGUGGAGCCGCCAGUCCAGACAGGUCCAAAUUUAUAGCCGGCCUCAUUCAGUCUUCUACUAAUGGUCAGGCUCCACCUGCAAACUUACACAAGCACAAGCACAGGACAAACAACGCCACCCUCAGGUGUGGUGAGCAGCAACAACACAAAAUCAUGACCUGGAUCAUAACACUCCCCCAUCUAACAUUUCUCCCACUCAAGAAAUGCUUGACCCAUUUACCAACCAUUUGACGUGGAUAAAAUGAUGGACAGAAUCUGACAACCUCAGUUUUCAAUCCUGGCCAAAAAUAAUAGCAGGAAACUCUAUCAUAAGAUCUCCUAAUUCCUAAAUGAUCGUGGUCAAGGCCUAACAAGCAAUACAGCAUCAUCAGCACAACACGGGUUGGGUUCCAAGUGCUCGCCGCCUUGCAGCACAGAGGCAGGCAGACAAGGUAGAAUCAGACUGCUGAGCUCUACUGAAUUGCUCUUUGUCUACUGCUAGACACAAGUUGUUUGGUAUCCCAGUAAACGCCACAGAUUCAUUCUUAUUCCCAGGCAAAGGCUUGACAGGAGUUUUAGGCUCCUUAAAGAAUGUAUGGGAAAUGUCCACUGCAUCACCAAGGUCUGUGCAUGAGCAACCACACAUGCUAAACUGCAGAGACACCGGCCCAGAUGGUGCAUGACCGAAAACAUCUGCAGCAGGGUUUUCAGCAGCUUCAGGGGUGGCAGGGAACAUCUUUCCCCCAGCGAAUUCAUUUC
Molecule: messenger RNA, 2838 nt
Organism: Pundamilia nyererei
Lineage: Eukaryota; Metazoa; Chordata; Actinopteri; Cichliformes; Cichlidae
Product: sodium channel subunit beta-1
Exons: 6
Coding region: 297-938 (213 amino acids)
Biological process (GO): regulation of sodium ion transmembrane transporter activity; sodium ion transport; cardiac muscle cell action potential involved in contraction
Cellular component (GO): voltage-gated sodium channel complex
Molecular function (GO): transmembrane transporter binding; sodium channel inhibitor activity
Source: RefSeq, a predicted model, not a curated record